GUACAUUCAGCUGCACAGGAACCGGUUACCCCACAUUCCAUGCCGCCACAAAGAUCCGAGAGUGGUCACCGAGCCCAGAAGAAGAGCCAACCAUGUCCUCAACAAGAGCAGCCCUGGUCCUGAUAGGAUUUCUUGGGGUUUGUCAGGCGAUAAAAGAGUGUGGCAUGCCUCAGGUCUCCACCCGGAUCAUGGGGGGGCAGAGUGCGCUGGCCGGUGAGUGGCCGUGGCAGGUGAGCUUGCGACGGAAUGGAUUUCACUUCUGCGGCGGGUCUCUCAUCAGUCAGUCGUGGGUGGUGUCGGCGGCUCACUGUAUAGAAAGUGAUGUGACGACCUCCUCGCUCACCGUCCAUCUUGGGGCCCAUCAAAUCUCUCUGCCAAAUGCUUCUCGAGAAAUCUCUGUGCAGGUGAAGAGAAUCAUAAAGAACUCUGAAUACAACAAUAAAGAUUUCACGGGUGACAUCUCCCUCAUCCAGCUGGUAGACAACGUGACCUUCACACCCUACAUCCUCCCCGUCUGCCUCCCCACGACCAAUGUAGUCUUCCCUAUGGGCCUCAUGUGUUGGGUGACCGGCUGGGGAAACAUUCGGUUUGGUGUGAGUCUUCCGAGCCCCCGGACUCUGCAGGAAGUGCAGUUGCCUCUGAUUGAUACCAAGACCUGCGACGAGCUCUAUCACAUUCAGUCUAGCACCAGUACCUCAACUCCAAUCAUCUCGGAUGACAAAAUAUGUGCGGGAUACAAAGCAGGUGGCUACGACUCUUGUCAGGGUGACUCUGGAGGCCCCUUGGUUUGUUCUGAGAAAGGACAAUGGUUCUUGGCUGGGUUGGUGAGUUGGGGAGAAGGAUGUGGCGUGCUGAACCGUCCUGGAGUCUACACCAAGGUGACUAAUUUUGUGGAUUGGAUUAAUACGAACUCUCAAGACUCAGAAGAGAAUACUAGGAAUGUCACCUUCACCAACGUGGUCAAUAAACAGGCUUACCUGUCCACCUCCACCUCAACCGGCAGAAAAAUCGGAGACACCUUGUAUGUGUUUCUAGUCUGGUCCAUCUUGUCUCUACUCAUCACUUACUGAGGUCUACUGAUCAUGCUGGAUAUAUGGAGGACUCCUUCACACCUGAGGAGCAGGGCGCAAGAGCCAAGAAGACCCCUCUACCAGCAAUGAUCUCAAUAAAUCACAUGGCCUCAGCUGGUUGAAAGUCUCCUGCCUUACUAUCUACUGGAUUUACCUGUA
Bufo bufo (common toad) is the source of this 1229-nucleotide messenger RNA. Its product is annotated as serine protease 33-like. The record is from RefSeq and is a predicted model, not a curated record. Gene Ontology annotation, molecular function: serine-type endopeptidase activity. Lineage: Eukaryota; Metazoa; Chordata; Amphibia; Anura; Bufonidae. Gene Ontology annotation, biological process: proteolysis. The transcript has 6 exons. The coding region runs from base 93 to 1070 and encodes 325 amino acids.